UCCUGGCGUGACCUCCGCGGCGAGGCGUGCGCCGGGCGGGAGCCGGGGCAGCGGGAGAGGUUUAUGUGCUGGGAGCGGGGCCGGGCCGGGCGGCUGCAGCGGCGGCGGGCGGGCCGGCCUGGGCACCAUGGGUGUGAUAGGUGUGCAGUUGGUGGUUACCAUGGUAAUGGCCAGUGUCAUACAGAAGAUCAUACCUCACUAUUCUCUUGCUCGUUGGCUUCUCUGUAGUGGCAGUUUACGGUGGUAUCAGCAUCCUACUGAAGAAGAACUACGGAUUCUUGCAGGAAAACAAAGAGGAAAGAGCAAAAAAGAUAGAAAAUAUAAUGGUCAUAUUGAAAACAAACCCUUAACCAUUCCAAAAGACAUUGAUCUUCAUCUGGAAACAAAAUCUGUGACUGAAAGGGACACUAUUGCGUUGCAUUACUUUCCGGAAUAUCAAUGGUUGGUGGAUUUCACCGUUGCAGCUACGAUUGUGUAUGUGGUGACGGAAGCCUAUUACAGUAUUGUGAAGCCCUCACAAGAAAUGAAUAUCAGCAUCGUCUGGUGCCUGCUUGUCUUGGCUUUUGCAGUUAAGGUGCUGUUUUCAUUGACUACCCAUUACUUCAAAGUAGAGGAUGGAGGUGAAAGAUCAGUCUGUGUCACCUUUGGUUUCUUCUUCUUCGUGAAAGCGAUGGCAAUUCUCAUUGUGACAGAAAACUAUCUGGAGUUUGGACUGGAAUCGGGAUUCUCGAAUUUCUCAGAAAGUGCUAUGAUGUUUCUUGAAAAGCAGGGUUUGGAAUCCCAGGGUCCUGUGUCUAAACUAACCUUCAAAUUGUUCCUGGCUGUUCUGUGUUCACUUAUUGGUGCUUUUUUGACAUUCCCUGGCUUGCGACUGGCUCAAAUGCAUCUGGAUGCUCUGAAUUUAGCAACAGAAAAAAUAACACAAACAUUGCUACAUAUAAACUUCUUGGCACCUUUAUUUAUGGUUCUGCUAUGGGUAAAACCAAUCACUAAGGACUACAUUAUGAACCCACCUUUGGGCAAAGACAGCAUCCCUUUGAUGUCAGAAGAUACAUUUGACACUGUGAGGCUGUGGAUUAUAAUCCUGUUGUGUGCUUUACGGUUGGCUAUGAUGCGUCGUCAUUUACAGGCUUAUCUGAAUUUAGCCCAGAAAAGUGUGGAUCAGAUGAAAAAGGAAGCUGGCAGAAUAAGUAUGGUUGAUUUACAAAAAAUGGUGGCUCGAGUAUUUUAUUAUCUCUGUGUAAUUGCACUGCAGUAUGUUGCACCGUUGGUAAUGCUCCUUCACACAACUCUGCUCCUGAAAACACUAGGCAAUUAUUCUUGGGGCAUCUACCCGGAACUGAAUUCUGACACUCCAGUAGAAAACAGUCUGCUUCCCAGUUCGGUUUAUUCUGAGUCUCCACCUGCUGAUGGAAAGAUGAAAGUAACUGUAGUACAAAUAACAAUGGCUUUGGGAAGCCUGAAGAAUAUUUUCACUCCUCUCCUGUUCCGGGGACUGCUGUCUUUCCUAACGUGGUGGAUUGCUGCUUGCCUCUUUUCCACAAGCCUUUUUGGGCUCUUCUAUCACCAGUACCUGACUGUGGCGUGAACAGGUCAACUGACAAAGCAAUUGUAAGGUCAAAUACUAAAUACAAACCCAGGUACCCAAGGGAAGAUGAAAAGAAGAAAACUAUAAACAAAGAGCAAACAUAUCAGAAUAUUUUUUAAACACUUCCUCUGUGUUCUCAGGGUGAAUAUUCUUAUAAUGUUUAAAAUCGCAACUGGGCUUGUUAUUUUUUGUUGUCCAAAUGGUAGGUAACUAAUUGAAUUAUAGUAUCGGGACUGACUGGCGUUAUUGUGUGGCAGGUGUUGGUGACAGUGCUGGAAAGAUGUGACCUCUGGGUACCUUGGUUUCCAUAAACAGCAAGCCAACCUCAAACCUUUGUGUUCUAAGCAUCGACAGUCAGUGACUGAACUGUGUUGGAAAGGGUACUGGUUAUAGUGAUGGUGGCUGCCUAUCAAUUAAAUCUUGAAACUGAGCCAUACAGUGAAAGGAGAUAGGGGAUUUAAAAACAUUCUGUUGGAUGGCUAUUGAUCACUUUUCUCUGUGAAAAAUGAAAUAAUCCAACAGGACAAAAGAGAUACUGUAUAUUACAGUAAGGGAAGUUGUAUAAAAUUUAAAUUUAACAAGAGUAGAUGUAUGGACCUGACAGGUAUUGCUGCCUAAAUAUUUUGCAGGAAUGCUUGUGCAGAAAGAGGAGAGUUAUAAAAAAAAUACAUUAUUUCUGUCCCUGCAGUCAUUUUGAAGUGCUGGCCAUCUGUAUUGGUGCUAAUGUUGAUCCACAGAUUCCAUUUGGAUCUUUACAAUUUCUUCUUUUCAGGUAAUAGAUAAAUUCCAUUGAAUUCACAAAAUAAUGGAGUAGAUUUGUGACACCCAUCAAACAUUACAAAACGAAACAGUUUAAUCCUGCUGACUGAGAGUGUAUGUAUCUGUGUAAUGUACAUAUAAAUAUAUAUUAUAUAUUAAAUAUAUAAUAUAUAUGAAGUUAUAAAGUAUGGAAACUUUAUUUUAAAUUUCUGAAUGUAUCUUACAGGGCCGUGGGAGAGGGAUGUACAUGUAUCUAAUAAUUUCGAGAUCCCUUUGGAAAUGAAAAUUAAAUUGCUUUUGAAAGUUCAGUUGAAAGGGCUAUUUGUUUUUGGUGCCUCUUCAAAGGUACUUAGCUGUACUAGAGAACUUUUAUUCUUUUGGAAGAAAAGAUCUACCUAAACUGUUAAUCUUCAAAUUUCUGCUCUGUCAGAUCAUCAUAUUUUGUCACUGUAAUCUGUGUUAACUUGGCCAUAUAGUCACAACUAAUAUCUCUUGGAUUCAGAAAGAUAUUUUCUGUAUAACAAAACAGCUAUAGUAAGGAGGAACAAAACAUUAACCUUACUUUUGCUUAACUAAGGGGAUAGAUUUCAAGUAUAAAAACAUGGCAAAACAAAGUAUAAUGGCAGUUUUUCGGAUGUUUUGUGUAUUGGCAAAACAGGAAUGGGAAUUUAUAUAAAGUAGCAUUUUUCAAAAGUUAAUAUUACACUUUGCAGAGGUCAGUGGGGUUUUUUAAUUAAUACUAGCUGGUUUUUAUGUUUCUGUUCUUUUUUUCUUGAAUUUGUGGAUGGCUUUGGCAUAUAAUAAGCAUUUAUAAAUGGAGAAGCUUAACUAAAUAUUUAAUAGGUAGCAAACUUACUAUAUGGGAAAGCAAACUGUCAACAAAUGCAGAGUAUCAAGGAUUUAAGCUGGUGAUAAACUGUCUUACUGUGUCUAAUGCCUUUUAAGUUAUUUAUUAGUUUAUUAAAAUGCAUUUACUGAUACUAGGGAAAGUUUUAUGUGCACCAGCUGGUACCCACUGCGUGUUUUGGAUGUCUGAGAACACUUUGCAUGAUGCUGCUGGUUUCAUUGCAGUGUGGUAUUUCAGUCCUACUGGUCCCGCAAGCUUUGUGUUUUGACGCUGUUUUAUAACUAACGGGGACAAAGGCUCAGCUGUGUGAAUUGGCCUAAAGGAAAAUAUUUGACUUCAUGGAUUCAGAUCUUGAAACAUUCCUAGGAAAUGUAUUUCAGAUUAUUAGAAUGACAAAACAUGACAGGUCCAACAAUACUGGACCCACUUUCUAUUAGUUCAAGAUGUAUUAUUACUAAUAGAGUUACUAGGGCCAGCUUUUAAGUUAUAGUUAGGUAUCCAGUGUUAAUGUUUUAUUCAGGAAAAUAAAACGAUAUCAUCUGGUGUGAUUCUGAUGGUAGCCCUGGCUGAAGAAGCUCACUGUGUAGGAGAGAGAACCUGUUACUGCAAUGUGAAGGGUAGGAAUAAACUUUGGAUACUGGAGAAGACUUAAAAAUAAUGUCACAGAGUUUCUGUUGGCAUAGAUAUUCUGAAAGCUCAUAAGUAAAAGCAAACUGCAGCGCUAUAAUAUUGCAUUCAGCAAAGGUAUUUGAUUGUGCACGUAGCUGAGCUUCACAGAGCUUUUGGUAGGAGCUCACACUGUCUUAUUCUUCAGACAUCACACUGAUCACAGUGGAAAAUAAGCACCCAGAUGCUGCUAAUCUUAAGAUCAACGCUUGUGGCCGUUGCUGUUUCAUUUUUCUGCAGAACUCAGUGGUUGAUCAGUGGUCAGCAGCCUGAUCUGAGUGGGAGAUGGUCUUUCUUUGGAUCCAUUAGAUCCUUAUGUGAGCCUAGGAGGCUUAUUAAAAACCAAAAUAUAGCAAUAAACGCCUUUGAAAUUUGAGGUGGCAGUGAAACUGUAGGGCGUGUAUUGCUGUGGUUGUGAGCGGUUCUUCCUACAACGACUCAAAAGUAACUUUUAAAGUAAAAUAGAAACCCCGAUAGUCCUGGCUUCCAUAAGUUAAUGUCUUAGGUAAGCUUCAGAGGAGUGUCUGCUAAUUUCUUUAUUAAGUACCUUUAAAACAGCAGCUGGGAAAUGCCUUUUUCUUUUUUCCAUGGAGUCCAUUAUCAGCACCUGGGGGAGAACAGGAGAAUGCAUCUUACAGGAAUGGAAAACCAAGUAAAAGGUGAUGGAGGGGUUAGUAGUUGUUAUUCAGGAUUCUUAAACACUUAAUUUCUGAGAGAUUUUAGAAGGACAGGUGCCUUUGAGAACAAAUGUAUGUUUCUUUCUUCCCUCCUCAGUUCACAUCUCCCUUUCCCACUCCAGUAACGUGACUUGUUAGCUUAUCUCCUUUUUCCUGUACACAGCUUUUCCCCUACGUUCGCUGCACAGGAUUGAUUGAGGUAAAUUAGUUCAGGAUUAUAUUUUGAAUUUUGUUGUCUUGGUUUAAAUUAAUCUAUUUUUGAAGGAUCAGUUCCUUUAAAAUGGUUCAAAUAACUUUGGAUCCCAGCUGAAAUAUGAAAAAACUUGUGAAUGGUUGUUUAAACACUGCACUUUUAUUAUGGGAAUCUCUUCCGGGGCUGUCAAACUCAUUUUCACUGGGGCCACACCAGCCUCAUGGUUGCUUCAAAGGGACAAAUGUAAUUUUAGGAAAUGAAAAGGAAUUUUAGGAAGUGAAAAUGAGUUUGAUAUCCCUGCUUUAGACGAAGUAUUAAGACAGUGAUAAGUCCAGGUCUUCCAGCAAGAAGCCCAAGCAUAAAACUUGGGCUAUUUCUCAACUUAGAGAAGUUGAUCAGGAAAAGGAGAAUGGAUUAUAUAUAACAAGCCUAUUCUUCCACUUUUCACUUCUCCUCUUUUGGUAUUUGCUGAAGAUACAGGAUUUGCCAGGUUUUGAGGUAUUUUUAGCUGCAUAGUUUUUCCUCUUCCAGAACUCUCUUGCUUAAGAGUCAACAGAUAAAGUAAUGGGGCAAAACCAGGUAGAAUCAGUACAAGAGAACAUGCCUGGUACAGAAGGACGCGCUUUAGAAAGUUCAUUUCCAUGGCAGUUGUUCUUCACCCUCUUUGAGUCACAAAUACUUGAGAUCUGUGACGAGAGAUAUGUGAUUACCUGGGUUGUAAAGUCAAGCUCACCUGUGAACGAAAAUGCCACCAAGAUACACGAACGUAACAAUUAGGUACAGUGUAUAAAAUUGUUAAUGACUGAAAAAGAUGUCAACUAACCUUGAACUAUUAAAGGUUUUGUAUUUUGUCACUCCAGCUAAAUGCUAAUACAAGUCUCGGAUUUACCACAUAGAAAAUUAAAUUUAUUUAGUCAUAAAGCUGUUGGGAGGCCAUACAAGGUAAAAGGCCUUAUGCCUCGUUAUUUUCACAGGCCUCUGUUUUACUUUUGAGCACAGCUUUUUCUCCAGGGAAGGUUUUUGAACAGUUUUAUAAAUGCGAUACUUCACGUUUUGUCGUAUGGCACAAGCUGCACAUGUAUUUGUUAGCCACAAAAAUUGUAGAUGUAACCCCACUGUUCAUUUUGUCACUAUGAAGUUACUAGAACAUUUUAGUUAGGAUUUAAGAGUUUAGCACGUGGUAAAAAUGGAAACAUUGAUUGGAAACGAGGCCAAAGAAAGUUGCGUGUUCUCUUGGAGAAAUCUUUAAAUGAUGGCUGAGCAAAAUCUUAGGGGAAUGCAACAGCACGUCACUUUAUAUCCUAAACGAAGUAUUAAAUGCAAACGUUUACCAUUAUGACUGUUAUUUUCAGCAUCUGCAGCCUAAAUCCCAAAUGGUAAACUAAGAACAAUAUUUUAACCUCUCUGAUUCUUACUCUAAAGAGCAUCUAGGCAACAAGUAUCAAAACCAAAUACCGGUUCUAGUUAAGCGAGCUGGCACGGUCAGUCCGUGCUUUGGAGUGAUUUUGUGUGUAUGUGUGCAACUCGGUGGCUCCUGCAGCACAUGGGCUGAAAUGAACGUGGUGUCUCCUGUCCCAACACGAGACCGAAGGGUUUUCCUCCUCCCUGGGUGAGAUCGUGAGGCCAAGACGUUAUUUCAAGGCUGCUUUUGCCCAGAUCUGUGUAUGCUGCACUUUUUCAGGUCUCUCACUGUGGGCUGCCGGCAGAGUGAUGCUGCACCGGACAUAGUUCUGCAUGCCAGUGUGCAUGUAUUUUUAUAACUUAGGUGUCAACGGUGUUUUUAACGGAAAUUAUUUUAAAUCCUGAUACCACGGGUCAUCUUUUCAUUUUCUUAAUUACUAUCAGUGCCUGCGAGUAGAAGUCAAAUACUUCUAUGCUAAUUUUCUUUUUAAAACUUGAUGUCCAGACUAAAUAUUAACAAGUAUGCCGUUUUAUCUUGAUGUGUGAAAUUCACCAAACUUUUUCCAUAUGUGGUCGAGCAUCAGUCAGUCCGUAUUGGGAUUUGCAGCAUUUCUCUCAGCAGCGUGCUAUCCAUAUGACUCUGCUAUUUAUAAAGCAAGCAAACACCUCAGUAGGGUUUUGAGCAUAGCUUUUCACUAGUUCCUUAGUAGUAGGCCAUUUCUAUUUAUUUUAUGAUGCUGCUAGGUAUUUUCUAAAACCUGGCUUAAAAUAUCUUGUGUGUAAAGUCAACCUCGUUCGCUUUUCCUCUGUUCAUUGUAACUCUGCUUCCCGUGUAUGUUCUGAGCUUCAAGAAUGCGUAUUUAUAGUUUUGAUAAAAACCUAGGACAAAGAAAAAACGCACCAAAAAUCUUAUUUCAUAACUACAGCUCACGAUGUGCCAACGAACAGUUCUUAUGUUUCGUGUCUUCAAUCAUUCCUUUGUCCCGUUGUUAACAAUCUUGCACAUUUUGAAUAUGUAACGUUUUCUAGGAAGAAUGUGGGGAUAUGCUCUGUAAUAGCAAUCACGGGAAACUUUGUCUAAUGUUUCAGUCUUCCCAUUUAUGUGAGCAAAUAUUAAUGUAAAGAUGCUAUUAAAUAAUUUAAGCCUAAAAUUUCUCGUAAGGUAGACUUGUUAUAAAUUGCACAGGGAACAUGCUCCAAGUUGUAAAUAUUUUAAGUAUGUCUCUUUGUUGCUGGGAACAGAUAAAUUCAGUAUUGUUGUUCUGUUAA
Columba livia (rock pigeon) is the source of this 7400-nucleotide messenger RNA. RefSeq names its product transmembrane protein 161B (gene TMEM161B). The record is from RefSeq and is a predicted model, not a curated record. The transcript is spliced from 12 exons. Bases 128 to 1588 code for a protein of 486 amino acids. Lineage: Eukaryota; Metazoa; Chordata; Aves; Columbiformes; Columbidae.